AUGCCCCCCAAGCUUGACCAAAUCGUGGCAGCCGUGGCCGCGGUGCCCGUGACUCUCAGCGCCAUGGGCUUCACCGGGGCCGGGAUCGCAGCCUCCUCCCUAGCUGCCAAGAUGAUGUCCGCAGCGGCCGUCGCCAAUGGGGGCGGUGUGGCUGCUGGCAGCCUGGUGGCCACUCUGCAGUCCGUGGGAGCUGCUGGCCUCUCCACCUCUUCCAACAUCCUUCUGGGCACUGCUGGGUCAGCUUUUGGGUACUACAUGGGGGGUUCAAAAAAGAAAACCCCACCUGCUCCCUCAGAUGAAGCCGAAGAAGACGAAGAGGACUCAUCUUCAGGAGAUGAUGACCCCCAAAUUAGACCUCCAUCAAAGAAAACAUGA
Elephantulus edwardii (Cape elephant shrew) is the source of this 375-nucleotide messenger RNA. RefSeq names its product interferon, alpha-inducible protein 27-like 2 (gene IFI27L2). Gene Ontology annotation, biological process: apoptotic signaling pathway. The record is from RefSeq and is a predicted model, not a curated record. The transcript is spliced from 3 exons. The coding region runs from base 1 to 375 and encodes 124 amino acids. Lineage: Eukaryota; Metazoa; Chordata; Mammalia; Macroscelidea; Macroscelididae. Gene Ontology annotation, cellular component: membrane; mitochondrion.